GGGCACAACAAAAUCAUAACCUACAGCAGACCUGUAUAUUUUUGUAUAUUGUGUGGCCUUAUUUUGCUGCUAGAUGCUGGAUCUAAAGACACAAAUCCUCCAGUUUAUACAAUGUAUGGCUUGCAGCUCUUUUCGCCUAGAUCUCUCCAGUCAGCCAGAGACCAUGUAAUAGUGUUUUUAUAUUGCUUUCCUGCAAUUUCUCUUCUUGGUCUUUUCCCUCAAAUCAACACCUUCUGUAUAUAUCUUUUGGAGCAAACAGACAUGCUGCUUUUUGGCGGUUCUGCUGCUGCUGGGUUCGUAUCUGCACUAUACAGCAUUUCCCGAAGCUUUGUGGUUCUGAUUGUCCUAUAUGCUUUCUGCUUCAGUGCAGUGAAGGAACCCUGGGAUGCGCAACACAUUCCAGCACUGUUCUCUGCUUUCUGUGGUUUGCUAGUUGCACUUUCUUAUCAUCUCAGCAGACAAAGCAGUGACCCAUCUGUACUGAUGUCUCUUAUUCAAUGCAAAUAUGUCCCUCACUUUCUGCGUCAACAAUUUGAAGAUUCAUCAGCAGAUCCACUCCCAGAAAAGAUGAGAGAAUCAGUGAAAGAAAUCUUGAAAUCGGAUCUCAUUGUCUGCACAGCGGCUGCUGUUCUGUCAUUUGCUGUCAGUGCCAGUACUGUGUUUCUAUCAUUAAGGCCAUUUCUCAGCAUUGUCCUGUUUGCUUUAGCUUGGACUGUGGGAUUUGUAACACAUUACGUACUUCCUCAGCUUCGCAAGCAUCACCCCUGGCUGUGGAUCUCCCACCCCAUACUUAAAAGCAAAGAGCACCAGCAACGGGAAGUGAGAGAUGCUGCUCAUUUGAUGUGGUUUGAAAGGCUCUAUGUGUGGCUUCAGUGCUUUGAAAAAUACAUUUUGUAUCCAGCUAUAAUACUGAAUGCCCUCACCAUUGAUGCUUUCUCAAUUAGUAAAUACAAGAAGCUUGGUACACACUGUGAUAUUAUUCUGAUAACAGUUGCUGGGAUGAAACUCCUCCGCUCCUCAUUCUGUAAUCCUAUUAAUCAGUUUGUUACUUUGAGCUUUACUGUAAUCUUCUUCCGAUUUGACUACAGAGACAUUUCAGAAAAUUUCUUGCUGGAUUUCUUCAUGAUGUCCAUCGUGUUUCAUAAGCUGUGGGACCUACUGCAGAAGUUGCAGUUCAUCAUGACAUACAUUGCUCCCUGGCAGAUUGCCUGGGGAUCAUCGUUCCAUGUUUUUGCUCAGCUCUUUGCAAUACCUCAUUCUGCUAUGCUUUUUUUCCAAACUCUGGCCACCUCAGUCUUUUCUACACCACUGAGUCCAUUUCUUGGUAGUGUCAUCUUUAUCGCAUCAUACGCAAGACCGAUCAAGUUCUGGGAGAAAAACUACAACACCAAAAGGUCGGACCAUUCCAACACCAGACUGGCAAUUCAGAUCGAAAAGGAUGCAGGAAAUGAUGACAAUAAUCUCAACUCCAUUUUUUAUGAGCAUUUGACAAGAUCUCUGCAGGAGUCUCUUUGUGGAGAUUUGAUUCUGGGCCGCUGGGGAAACUACAACACAGGAGACUGUUUUAUUCUGGCAUCGGAUUAUUUAAAUGCCUUUGUGCACUUGAUCGAAAUUGGAAAUGGCCUUGUCACCUUUCAGCUCAGAGGGCUGGAAUUUCGAGGGACAUAUUGCCAGCAGAGAGAAGUGGAGGCUAUAACAGAAGGAGAUGAAGACGAUGAAGGCUGCUGCUGUUGUAAGCCCGGGCACUUGCCUCAUUUGUUAUCGUGUAAUGCAGCCUUUAACCUCCGAUGGCUGACGUGGGAAAUAACACGAACCCAGUACAUCCUGGAAGGAUAUAGCAUCAUUGAUAACAACGCUGCAACAAUGCUGCAAGUGUUCGAUCUGCGGAGAAUACUUAUCAGAUACUAUAUAAAGAGUAUAAUAUACUUUACAGCAAGUUCUCCCAAAAUCCUUGACUGGAUAAAAGACGAAUCCAUCCAAAAGAUACUGCAGCCUUACGCAAAGUGGCAUUAUAUUGAACGUGACCUUGCAAUGUUUAACAUUAACAUAGACGAAGAUUAUGUUCCAUGUCUCCAAGGAAUAACAAGAGCUAGUUUCUGCAGCGUUUAUCUGGACUGGAUUCAGUUCUGCGCCAGAAAAAGAGUGGAGCACCUGGACAGCGAUGAGGAUUCUCCUCUAGUGACACUUUCCUUUGCCUUGUGUAUACUGGGUCGAAGAGCUUUGGGAACUGCAGCUCACAAUAUGGCCAUCAGCUUGGACUCUUUUCUCUAUGGGCUCCACGCACUGUUCAAAGGAGACUUUCGGAUAGCAGCAAAAGAUGAGUGGGUCUUCGCAGACAUGGAUUUAUUGCAUAAGGUGGUUGCCCCGGCAAUCCGAAUGUCUCUGAAGCUACAUCAGGACCAGUUCACCUGCCCAGAUGAGUACGAGGACCCAGCAGUUUUGUAUGAAGCCAUCCAAUCUUUUGAAGAAAAGGUUGUGAUUUGUCACGAAGGGGACCCAGCCUGGCGCAGCGCUGUACUCUCCAACAGAGAGGAGCUGCUAACCCUGAGACACGUGGUAGAUGAAGGAGCAGAUGAAUAUAAAGUUAUCAUGCUCCACAAAAGCUACUUGACCUUCAAGGUUAUCAAGGUGAACAAGGAGUGCGUCAGAGGGCUUUGGGCUGGGCAGCAGCAGGAACUGAUUUUCUUACGCAAUCGUAACCCAGAGAGAGGAAGCAUCCAGAACAAUAAACAGGUCUUGCGGAACUUAAUUAAUUCUUCAUGCGAUCAGCCACUGGGAUAUCCAAUGUACGUUUCCCCUUUAACCACCUCGUACCUUGGGACACACAGCCAACUGAGGAACAUUUGGGGGGGACCUGUGAGUUUGGACAACAUUAAGAAGUGGUUCAGAUCCAAAUGGUUAAGAAUGCGGAAGGACUGCCACGCAGCUCACCAUGAGCGAGGUAAUGUGGAAGAGGUGGACAGUGGAGGGGGGUCUUCGUCUAGCAGCAACUCCACAGGCAAUUCAAGCCAGAGCAGUAGCUCGCAGCCCACCAGAGAUGGAACCCCUCAGUUGCAAGCUUCAUCUCAAGAGGUCCACCAGCGUGCAGGCAGGAGAAAACCCAGGAGUCAGUCAGUCCAGGCACACACUGCUUUAAACCAAAGGCCCCCUGCUUCAAGUCACUCUGGACCAAUUGUAGAAGGCCGCCAGCCUUUCAUCCAAACGUCUACAUCUGCCCACGAAAUCGCCCAAAGGCUUUCUAGUAGUCAGCUGUCAUUCCACAACUCGGCAACAUCUGUGUUUUCCCAGUCCCCCGCUGUUCCUGUUGCUGGCCAGCUGACUGUGCAGGACCGAGCUGCAGCGAUGCUCAGGUCCAGUCUGGCCUCUUCCACCAGCUCAACUCUCAGCCUGCUGUUCGGCAAGAGAAGUUUUUCAAGUGCGUUGGUGAUUUCUGGGCUCUCAGCUGCAGACGGAGGUAACACCAGUGACACCCAGUCAUCCAGCAGCAUGAAUAUCGCCAUGGGUCCAUCUGCUAGAGCAGCCAGUCAAGCGACUCGGCAACUCACCGAGACCUGCGAAGCAACCGAUGCUACAGAAUCUAGACCACGGCGAGAGGCGGGUCCGGCCCAUGCCAUAUUCAUGAGUCAGAACCUGGAGUGCAGAAGGGCCAGCCAAGAAGAUAUGGCCCUGGAAGACACCGCUUCUCAGCAAAGCCUGUCUGAGGAGCAGUAAGGAGUAUUCCCAGCACAAGGGCCACGCGCUGCUUAGAACUAAAUAAAGACAGAGUUAGGUCAGGGAGCCACACGUGGGUUUCGGUUCUUUCAAAUGUAACAACCAACCUCCAAAUGUUUAUUUUUCUAACUUCUACACAAGAAUACUACGGGGCAGAUGUUCUUCAGCUACAGGCCUUGGCAUAGGUAGGGUUGGAAGAUGUCCUAAAAAACACACAGUGCCACUUCAUCUCAGGUUCUUGUAAAUCCUAGAACAAUGAAUACAACCUGUUUAACGCUCCUUCCCCUGCAACGGUUGGAAUCAUGAAUGAAUACAGUGGGAAA
Messenger RNA from Nipponia nippon (crested ibis), 4034 nucleotides. NCBI's taxonomy places the organism in Eukaryota, Metazoa, Chordata, Aves, Pelecaniformes, Threskiornithidae. The record is from RefSeq and is a predicted model, not a curated record.